UUUCAAUCAUGGCUGUCUCUGUCUCUUGAAUAUCGUCGAGGCUAUCUAUCAUUUGAUCGCUAGCGGCUUUGUCAUUGGUAAAGGAUUAUAGUAUUCUACUAUCAAGGUCCUCCAAUGGAGCCUGACUCCUCUCGGCUUCGAUCGUACGACUAUACUGAAGGCGCUUCGGCCAUCGACAUCCAGGAAGCUAUAGCUAGCAACUCACGGGGGAGAAGAGAUUCUCGGUAUGGCGAGGAAGGAGAGGGUGCUAUGUUUGACGGACCAUCGCAUUCCGUCAACCCUAGUAGCGUGUCGAGGAUGUCCCUUGGGGAGCGUCGACGGCGCAGCAGCGAUGCGUGGUCGAGAGGCUCGGGGACGCGCAGACACAGCGAGGCCGGCUCCAGCGAGGGUAUGAGGAGUCCACAUCGGAGACACAGCCGGGACAGUAAGGUGUAUGGGUCGGCAGAGAAUGGGGAGAGGCAGCACGACGGUGUGGUCUCCGAUGAAGAAGAAGAGGAGAGCCAUGGUUUGCCCACGAGAUCAAGACGAGGUCGGUCGCCUUCAGGUUCACCUGUUCUCAGACACAGUAUGUUCGACAACAUUGCGCACAUGUUCGGCAGAGGGUAUACAGAGACGGGGUCACCCCCGCGUAGCCGCCGUCCGUCCACGGCAAGCCGUAUCUCAAGGACCAGUUUAUUCCAUCGAUCCAGCAGCAGGCGGUCAGUUGCAAGCUCGGAUUACGCCGUCGAGUCGGAAGGGGAGGGGCACGAUAGGUGGGGGUACUCCUCGGGAGAAGAAGACGAGGAAAGUGUAGCCUCUCUGGACGUCGCCCGCGGCGAUGCGAGCGAGACCUCAAGCAUCAAUGUACUCGACUAUGGUUCGUAUCCCCCCUCUCCGAGCAUGGUGCCUACUUUGCCUCUCCUCGCUGGAGAUGCUAUCUUCGGUGGCGAGGCACGUAUUGAUAUGGGCGAGUUUGAACCCACGUCUCCGCCACCUCCCGGUCCUCCCAGCCGACAGACUAUCUACCUCGACGAUGAAGACGCGCACAUCAGAAUGAUUGGUUACGAAAUCAUCCCAUGGCGCCAGUCGCUUUGGCGGCUCUCCUGCGUAGUAACUUGUGGCGUCUUAGCACUCCUAGGACACUGGUUCCCCCGAUUGUGGCUCUCCUCGGUUGCUCAUGAGAAGGCGUUCAUAGAGAUCAGCAGCGGAUUUGUCGUCGUUGAGACCGCCCACAGAGAUAUUGCUUUGUUCGAGUUGCGCAGAGUUGAAUACCCAUACGACCUUGCAACAGUGUUCUCAUCCCCGGCCGACCCAACAGCUUUGCUUCCGAUAUCGAGGACGUCACCUCAUUCGCAAGACCCACCAAAUGGCGACUCAGGCAAAAGCUUGGGAUCUCUUGCAGUUCUUGAUUAUCGGUAUACACGAUUUGCGCUGGAUCCCAGGACUGGGUUGUUCAGUAUGAUCAGGGAUUGGCGUGACUCAUCAUGGUCAGGCGUGGCCUCUGUGCAGCACGGUUUGGAUGAGGACGUGCAAAGACAACGGCGCACGCUGUUUGGCCAGAAUUUUAUAGACAUUGAGGGCAAGUCUACCACCUCACUUCUCAUAGACGAGGUUAUACAUCCGUUUUACGUAUUCCAAAUCGCCAGCAUGAUCCUCUGGUCCCUGGACAACUAUUAUUACUACGCUUUCUGCAUUGCUCUGAUCUCGGCCGUCAGCAUCACAACAACUCUUCUGGAAACGAAGAAGACUAUCGCGCGAAUGCGGAAAAUGUCUAGGUUCACCUGCCUGGUAAACGUCUACGUUAAUGGAGCAUGGACAGAGCGCGAUUCCUCGUCACUCGUUCCAGGUGAUAUCGUUAAUCUCGUUGAGCCUCAACUGGGUACGAUCCCUGCCGACAUCUUUCUGCUGUCUGGAGAUGCUAUUGUCAAUGAGAGCAUGCUUACAGGCGAAAGUGUUCCAGUUGGCAAGGCACCUGUGAAGGACGCAGAUAUGGCUCUUUUCCGAGAUGGCAAGGACAUCAGUGGAGACAUGUCGAAGAGCUUUCUCUAUGCUGGUACUCGUGUCGUGCGGAUGAGAGGCUCCCUCGCCAUGGACGGGAGUGUGCGGACUCCGGCUUUAGGAUUGGUUGCUCGAAUAGGAUUCUACACCACGAAAGGUGCUCUUGUGCGGUCCAUGUUAUUUCCGAAGCCGAUGGGAUUCAAGUUCUAUCGCGACUCGAUCAGGUUUAUUCUCGUCCUGACAGGUGUCGCAGGGUUGGGCUUCUGUGCCAGCGCUAUCCAAUUUGUCCGGCUCGGAGUACCAUGGCACACGAUCUUGAUUCGAGCACUGGAUCUGAUCACGGUGGUGGUGCCGCCUGCACUGCCCGCGACUCUCUCUAUCGGCACGAGUUUCGCAAUAAAUCGGCUCCGUAAGCUCGGCAUAUAUUGCAUCUCGCCGAACCGCGUCAAUGUUGCGGGUCAGAUCAAUGUCUGCUGCUUCGACAAGACGGGAACUCUUACGGAAGACGGGCUGGACAUCCUUGGUGUCCGGUCGUUGGAACGCAACUUCGACCGAUUCGGUGAGCUGAUUGAAGACAUCCAUGACCUGCCGUCUAGUCGAGAAAAAGCGAACUUCCUCCAUGCGUUGGCAACGUGCCAUUCGUUGAAGAACGUGGAUGGAGAGGUUAUUGGUGACCCGCUCGAUGUCAAGAUGUUCGGGUUUACGAAAUGGACGCUGGAAGAAGGCAACGUUGCUGGGACAGGCAUUGUCAAGAGUCGGGCUGGAGGCGGUCGCCCUGCCGCAUUGGUGCAGACUGUCGUUCGUCCACCGGGUAGUGCUCAGUUUCGGAUUGAAGACGCGCUGAAAGGCGGAAGACAUGCACACUUCCUCGAGUUGGGCGUGAUCCGCACGUUCGACUUUGUGUCUUCGCUUCGCAGAAUGAGCGUCAUCGUCAAGCGAUUGAAGAGCAAUAGCAUGGAGAUCUAUGUCAAGGGCGCCCCUGAGGUGAUGGGUGAGAUAUGCGAUAAAGAUUCCUUUCCACAGGACUAUGAUGACUUGCUCUCGUACUACACCAAGCGCGGGUAUCGAGUCAUCGCUAUGGCUGGCAAGAGCAUCGAGGGUCUCUCCUGGCUUAAAGCUCAGAAACUGAAGCGUGAACAGGCUGAAUCUGGCCUCCAGUUCCUCGGUUUGGUGAUCUUCGAGAACAAGCUGAAACCCGGAACAACACCUGCUAUCCAAGCACUGCGCUCCGCACAUUUUGCUUGUAGGAUGAUUACCGGAGAUAAUUCACUAACGGCCGUCAGUGUCGCGAGAGAAUGCGGUUUGAUCAAUCCAGCAGCCCAUGUCUUCUGUCCCAUUUUCAUCCGGGGCAAUGCGACGACACCUCUGUCCAAGUUGGAAUGGACCUGCAUGGAUGAGCCAACGUGGGCAUUGGAUGACUACACGUUGAAGCCGUUGACGCCGCCGGCUCACCGUCUUGUUGAGGAGGACGAACUUGACUACGGCGACUACACUCUGGCCAUCUCUGGUGACGUGUUCCGCUGGAUGAUCAACCAUGCUCCCCUAGAGACGCUCCAGCGUAUGCUGGUCAAAGCACAGGUAUAUGCUCGCAUGUCACCUGAUGAGAAGAAUGAGGUAGUCGAACGGCUGCAAGACCUCGGGUAUACGGUCUUGAUGUGUGGAGAUGGUGCGAACGAUUGCGCAGCGUUGAAAGCUGCGGACGUUGGUCUCUCGUUGUCAGAAGCAGAGGCAUCCGUCGCUGCGCCUUUUACCAGUCGCACGCCCGAUAUCAGUUGUGUGCUGGAGGUGAUUAAAGAGGGCCGCUCUGCGCUGGUGACAAGUUUCAGCUGCUUCAAAUAUAUGGCGUUAUAUUCUCUCAUUCAGUUUACUACAAUCACGUUGCUAUAUUCGUUUGCCUCUUCGCUGGGAGAUUUUCAGUUCCUUUACAUCGACUUGUUUAUCAUCAUUCCCAUUGCUAUCACGAUGGGCCGGACACUGCCAUUCCCUCAUAUUCAUCCCAAGCGUCCGACAGCCAGUCUCGUGUCAAAGAAGGUGCUCGCAAGUCUUGUCGGUCAGAUCGUGAUCACCGCUGCAAUCCAAUUCUGGGCCUUCUUUUGGGUCCGCCGGCAGGAAUGGUACACUCCUCCUCCUCCGUCGGACCCAAGCUCGGGCGAUGAUCAACUGGAGGCCACUAACUUUGAGAACUCGGCGCUAUUUUUAGUGUCGUGCUUCCAGUAUAUUUUGGUGGCAGCUGUUUUUAGCAUUGGGCCGCCGUACCGCAGGCCCAUGUGGACCAAUGGCCUGUUGAUGCUGUCGAUUGCCUGCCUGUCGCUGUUCAACGUUGUCGUCCUGCUGUCGCCUCCUCGUCCCGUUGCAAGUCUCUUGGAGCUGGUGCCUCUGCCAUUUUCUGCGCGGAUCACACUGCUGGGCGCGGCCAUCUUGAACGUUGUGCUGUCUGUGACGUACGAGCAGUGGGGGACGCAAGCUGUGUCGCGGGUGAUUGGCUAUGUCAUGCAGCUGCGUCGGCAGCAGCGGACCAAAGACGGAAAGGUGUACAAAACUGUCGAAGGAGGUAUGCGAUGACAGAGGCUAUGUAUUAGACGGCCUUGGCGUGAUGCGUUUCACAUCCAGCGACGUCCAUCUGGGGGCCACAUUUAUACUAACCGCUGUAGGAUGCAUCUUUAUCGACCCUUCUUCCUUGUAUAACUGCUACAGCAGCAAAAUCCAUUGCCUUUCUUGACUGUGUGGCCAUGCGUUCCUGGUACAACGUUCGUAAUUGUGAUAAUUCGCAAUAGAUUGAGGAUUUGCAACGACACAUCAAUCA
Laetiporus sulphureus 93-53 is the source of this 4780-nucleotide messenger RNA. Its product is annotated as Ca-transporting ATPase. The record is from RefSeq and is a predicted model, not a curated record. Gene Ontology annotation, biological process: intracellular calcium ion homeostasis. The coding region runs from base 115 to 4539 and encodes 1474 amino acids. NCBI's taxonomy places the organism in Eukaryota, Fungi, Basidiomycota, Agaricomycetes, Polyporales, Laetiporaceae. Gene Ontology annotation, cellular component: membrane. Gene Ontology annotation, molecular function: P-type ion transporter activity; ATPase-coupled monoatomic cation transmembrane transporter activity; ATP hydrolysis activity. The transcript is spliced from 18 exons.